Messenger RNA from Trichoplusia ni (cabbage looper), 5142 nucleotides. RefSeq lists its product as uncharacterized. The transcript has 2 exons. The record is from RefSeq and is a predicted model, not a curated record. NCBI's taxonomy places the organism in Eukaryota, Metazoa, Arthropoda, Insecta, Lepidoptera, Noctuidae. Bases 648 to 5024 code for a protein of 1458 amino acids.
AUAAAAGAUCUCGAAUGCUUUAAGCAUCUUUUUUAUCACAAUUCAACGUUGUCACUAAGAAUAAUUUAAAAGAAAUAUCGAAAAUUCGUCUUAAAAGACUGAGUGGUCAAAGAUGAGUAAUUGGGCCCGAAGGGAUUUAAAAUUUCUUACUAAUAGGAGAACUUAAUUUUAUUUGGCGAACCAUGUAUCAAGCAUAUACUAUAGGUACAUACAUGCAGGGCCCAAAUUCUGCCAUUUACAAUGGCCAAUAAAUGAACAGCAAAUGGAUUAAAUUUGAAAUUAUUCCUGUUUUCCAGGGCAUAUGGAGCCCAGAGCGUAUAUAAUUUUUAUGGGCCGAUACGGAAUAUGGUACAGUUUUUUUAGAUCAAAACAAAUUGCUUAGAUCACAACUGACAAUGUAUUUAAAUAAAAAAUCAAUAACAGUCCUGUUAUGAAUACGACUACGGACAUCAGUAUCAAAUAUUUCAGAUGUGAGGUCUCUCCACAAGGUUUUGAUGUAAAUCAUCAACUUUUUUUACAGCUUAAAAAAACAAACUUGGACAUUGACAAAAAAAUGUUCUGACAUCUUCACUAUUAAUGUGAAUUUGUGAAUAUUUUUUGUGAUAUUGGUUAUUUUUAAAGUAUUUACAUAAAGAUAUAAUACCAGAAUGUUGCAUAAUAUGAACGAUAACUAUUACUUAAGGAAACACUUCCUAGACAGUAACUCAGUGCCGACUCAAACAAUGAUAAAAAACAAAAUGCGGCCAUCUCUUGCCGCAGUAUACUUCAAGUCUAUGAAUCCUAAGCUAAAGGUAGCGGCAGGUCUUGAACCUCCGCUGAAAGGUGGCGGUGGGGACUGGUACGUCCCACCAAAUGACCUGUUAGAAGGCAAAAGAACAGCGCUCAAACCCGUCGACAAGGAAUUGUUGUCAAAGUUAACCUAUAUUGGGAUCGACAAUAUUGGUAAAAAAAUGUUGGAACAGCGUCUCAUACGAAUGCGUGUGGAAAGAAAUCUUAUUAUUAAAGAAAACGACGAAAGAUGGUCAAGGAUAAUUGAAGUAGAGUGCCAGCAAUAUGCCGAAGACACAUCUGUAGAGGCUGCUAAAAAAAAUACCGAACGAAUUCAAAAUGCUUUCAGAGAAUUUACAAACAUGUACGUUGCGUCCAUAAAUACGUUAGAAAAGGUAUUGAUUAAAGCAGCCGGAGCAGAGAUUUUCAAAAUACAAAACAAUGCCUUCCAGAAAAUGCAAGGCAAAUUUCGUUUCUUAAUCAAACAGCAAGCGACAGAGCUGUAUGAUAAGUAUGAAAGUAAAAUGAUGGUCGAAAAAUCAGCAUUGAAAGCUGAAUUCCUUAAGGAAUUGGAGUUAAAUCGAACUAUAACAUCUCAAAAAAUACACGACCGAAAAUUAGAAAAACAUGUUGCCAUUGAAAAGUUAAGGUCAUACCUUGAGUGUAAAAACCUUGCUUGCCAGGUAUAUGUAGCGCUCAAAGAGAGGGAACUCGGUAUGAAGGAAAUAGAAGCAUCGCAAAACGAGCGCAAAAAACGCGUAAGGGCUCUGCAGGAUGAGAUUGCAUUAAAAGAAGUCGUAAUUUUAAGCUACACGGAAAAUCAGAAGAAACUGCAGGAAAUCAACAAAAAAUGGAUAGAGAAGAUUAAGAUUCUCGUCAAAAGGUUCCAGCUUUUUGUUUCGUAUUGUUUAAGCUUAUUGCCAGAACAUGCGGAUUUCUUCCUUAAUAUAGAAACGUUGAUGUUGCUACAACUCAGUGAAACCAUAGAAAAUCCUUCUGCGGAAAGCAUUAUCGAAGUGGAAGAACAUCAUAAGGACGACUCAGGUCCAGUGCCCAAACCCAAACCUUUCUAUCUAUUCUGUGAUCAAUAUGAAAAUAACAAACUUCCGAUUAGAGAAGACCUUUGCCCGAAUCAGUGUGAAAAUGUUUCUCAAAUGCCAGUAAUAGUUAUUAAUAAGCGGUGUAUGUAUGCGGCGUGUGAUAAUUUCCAACAGUUUUCAAACAAAAUAAAAUAUUAUAUUCAUGGUAAACAAGGAGAUGACGAAGACUUUGUUGACGCCGAAGUCUACGACGACUAUGUGCCAGUGAAAUACACUUCAUCAAAACAAUUAUUGGAAUUGAAGUUAGAGAGUUCCAUAAUGCAAGUGUUACAGCAAGAACUAGCAAAUGUAAGAGAAGUUCCGAUCGAGUGUGGCGAGUGUAAGUUCCCUCAUUGCUUCUGCACGUAUCAUGGCCCAUACAUACCAGAACCGCAAACGAAAAAAGUGAUAGAACACCUAUUGACGCCUCCCUCACUUGGUAAUGUACAGACAAGAAGUAAAGGAUUAUUACACGGAAGGGAACCAAAAUGGGAGAGUUAUUUGGAAUACAUUGAGCCCAGAAAGUGUGUAUGUGUCAAGACUGCUAAGAAACAUUUGAAAGAACAUUUCCCCGUCUACAUGAGGACUAUGUCGGCCUAUACAGAGCCUGAAUUGCCGCAGUACGAAAUAUGUCCGCUUGAUACUUUAAAAACGAUGGUUAGAAAUGCGAGAGGUUACCACACACCGACCCCGCCUGAAGUAAAAGUAUCAAAAACGAGAGAUGUCUAUACUGAGUGUGAAGAUUUUUACUUUGACUAUCUGUGCGAAUGUCUCUCCGUUGACGAAGUUCACCUUUUACCCAAAGACGAAAUAAAAGGGUCAAAGAUGUUUGAUCCGGACAGAACCCGACAAUUUAAAUUCGUCCACAAGUUCAUAUCCGAUACAGCAUUACUCAAAGGGCAAAAAACUGGUGAUCAGGCACAGUCGUUGGGGACUUUUCUUGGACCGGCACCGGAUCUUAAGGAAAUAUCAAUGAGCACCGGAGGACCAUUAUAUUAUAUCAUUAUGCAGCAUCUGAACGAAAACUAUUACUUAAGGAAACACUUUCUAGACAACAACUCAGUGCCAACUCAAACUCUGAUAAAAAAGAAAAUGCGGCCACCACUUGCCGCAGUAUACUUCAAGUCUAUGAAUCCUAAGCUAAAAGUAGUGGCAGGUCUUGAACCUUCGCUGAAAGGUGGCGGUGGGGACUGGUACGUUCCACCAAAAGAUAUGUUGGAAGGCAAAACAGUUCUUAAACCUGUCAAAAAGGCAAUCUUGUCAAAUUUAAACUAUCAAGGGAUCCAGGAUAUAGCAGUAAAUAUGCUGGCAAAGCGUCUCAAACGCAUGCGAGCAGAAAGAAAUCUUAUUCUUAGCGAAGAUGACGAAAGAUGGAAAGGAUUAGUUGAAAUAGAAUGCCAGCAAUUUGCUGAAGACCUUUCUGAAGAGGCUGCUAAAAAGAAUACUGAGCGAAUGCAAAGCGCUUUCAGGGAAUUUACAAGCAUGUACACAAAAUCCUUAAAUAACGUGGAAAAAGUAAUGACCGAAGCAGCUCGCGCGGAGAUUUUCAAAAUACAAAACAAUGCCUUCCAGAAAAUGCAAAGUAAAUUUCAUUUCUUUAUUAAACAGCAAGCUACAGAGCUGUAUGAUAAGUAUGAAAGUAAAAUGACGAUAGAAAAGUCAGCAUUGAAAGCUGAAUUUCUAAAGGAAUUGGAGUUAAAUCGAACUAAAACAACUCAAAAAUUACAUGACCGAAAAUUAGAAAAACAUGUAAUUAUUGAAAAGUUAAGGUCAUACCUUGAGUGUAAAAACCUUGCUUGUCAGGUUUAUGUUGCGCUCAAAGAGAGGGAACUCGGUAUGAAAGAAAUAGAAACAUCGCGUUAUGAGCACAAAAAACGCGUAAGGGGUCUGCAGGACGAGAUUGCAUUUAAAGACUUUGUAAUUUUAAGCUACACGGAAAAACAGAAGAAACUACAGGAAAUCGACAAACUCUGGUUAGAAAAGAUUAAGAUUCUCGUCAAAAGGUUCCAGCUUUUUAUUUCAUAUAGUUUAAGGUUAUUGCCAGAACAUGCGGACUUUUUCCUCAAAAUCGAAACGUUGAUGUUGCUUCAAAUCAGUGAAACCAUAGAAAAUCCUUCUGCGGAAAGCAUUAUCGAAGUGGAAGAACAUCAUAAGGACGACUCAGGUCCAGUGCCCAAACCCAAACCUUUCUAUCUAUUCUGUGAUCAAUAUGAAAAUAACAAACUUCCGAUUAGAGAAGACCUUUGCCCGAAUCAGUGUGAAAAUGUUUCUCAAAUGCCAGUAAUAGUUAUUAAUAAGCGGUGUAUGUAUGCGGCGUGUGAUAAUUUCCAACAGUUUACAAACAAAAUAAAAUAUUAUAUUCAUGGUAAACAAGGGGAUGACGCAGACUUUGUUGACGCCGAAGUCUACAACGACUAUAUGCCAGUGAAAUACACUUCAUCAAAACAAUUAUUGGAAUUGAAGUUAGAGAGUUCCAUAAUGCAAGUGUUACAGCAAGAACUAGCAAAUGUUAGAGAAGUGCCCAUUAAGUGUGGCCUGUGCACGGUACCUCAUUGCUUUUGUACUUAUCAUGUACCAAAUAUCCGAGUCCCUCAGACGGAAGAAGUAAAAGAGCAGCCAUCGACGCCUCCUUCUCUUGGUAACGUACAAACAAGAAGUAAAGAAUUAUUAUACAGAAAGGAACCAAAAUGGGAGAGUUAUUUGGAAUACAUAGAGCCCAGACAGUGUGUAUGCGUCAAAACUGCUAAGAAACAUUUGAAAGAUCAUUUACCAGUCUACAUGAGGACAAUGUCGGCCUAUACAGAGCCUGAAUUGCCAAAAUACGAAAUAUGUCCGCUAGAUACUUUAAAAGCGAUGGUUAGAAAUGCCAGAGGAUACCACACACCGACCCCGCCUGAAGUGAUAGAACCGAAAACGAGAGAUGUCUAUACUGAGUGUGAAGAUUUUUACUUUGACUAUCUGUGCGAAUGUCUCUCCGAUGACGAACUUCAUCUUUUACCCAAAGACGAAAUAAAAGGCUCAAAGAUGUUUGAUCCGGAGAGAACCCGACAAUUUAAAUUCGUCAACAAGUACUUGUCUGAUACAGCAUUACUCAAAGGCCUAGGAACUGGUGCUCGGGCACAUUUACAGUCCCCUGAUCUUGAGGAAAUAUUCAUGAGAUCAAAAAUGCCAUUUUGAUAUUUAUUCUUUUAUGGAUAAUUUAUAUUGAUAGGCAUACAUUUUAACUUUCCUCACGAGGGAGAGAUUUAGUAAUGCGAUUUUAUUUCUAUGUACUACUUACAUUAUUUAUACGGUA